Messenger RNA from Phragmites australis (common reed), 2478 nucleotides. Its product is annotated as cysteine-rich receptor-like protein kinase 10. The transcript has 7 exons. The record is from RefSeq and is a predicted model, not a curated record. Bases 97 to 2181 code for a protein of 694 amino acids. Lineage: Eukaryota; Viridiplantae; Streptophyta; Magnoliopsida; Poales; Poaceae. Gene Ontology annotation, biological process: protein phosphorylation. Gene Ontology annotation, molecular function: protein kinase activity; ATP binding.
CACACGAGUCAACCCUCGCGACUCCCAUCCAUUCCCUUCACCACCUCCGCUUCCUCCACCGCUCCACACCACGCCUCCGCCCGUCACCCACACGCCAUGGCCAUGGCCAUGGCCGCGCACCACCACAGCCACCUCCCCUCCUACCUCGCCGCGUUCGCCGCCCUAUUCAUCGCCUUCACCCUCGCGCCUCCCGCCGCCGGAGACUCCCUGGGCCAGCUCUGCGGCACCAGCGGCAACUACACCGCGAACAGCACCUACCAGGCCAACAUCCAGCGCCUCGCCGCCACGCUCCCCAGGAGCGCCUCCUCGUCCCGGACGCUCUUCGCGAACGCCACGCUCGGCGCCGUCCCGGACAUCGUCUACGCGCUCGCGCUCUGCCGCGGCGACACCAACGCCUCCGCCUGCGGCGACUGCGUCACCACCGCCUUUCAGAACGUGCAGCAGCUGUGCGCGUACAACAAGGACGCCACCAUCUUCUACGACCUCUGCCUCCUCCGCUUCUCCAACCAGAACUUCCUCGCCUCCCCCGCCAGCGGCGGCAGCGGGACCGUCCUCAUCCUCAUGAACACGCAGAACGUGUCCGCGCCGUUCAAGGUGUUCGACGCCGCCGUGGGCGUGCUCCUCAACGCCACCGCCGACUACGCGGCCGACAACUCGUCCAAGAGGUUCGGCACCGCGGUGGAGGGGUUCCAGACCUUCGACAGCCAGAACCCGACGAUUUACGGGCUGGCGCAGUGCACGCCGGACAUGGCGCCGGCCGGCUGCCGGAGCUGCCUCACGGGUAUUCUUCAGAUGAGGUUCAAGUAUUUCAGCGGGAAGCAGGGUGGCAGGAUUCUUGGAUUGUGGUGCAACUACAGGUAUGAGCAGUACCCCUUCUUCACCGGCGGCCCGCUGCUUCAGCUGCCGGAGCCACCCGUGGGGGCGCCGGCGCCCGCGCCCGCGGCGGUGAACGUGACGCCGCCGACGGCCGGAGGAGGAACAACAGGAAACAAAACUGGUAGAGUUUUAGCCAUUACACUGCCUAUAGUAGCUGCGAUCCUAGCAACUGUAGUAAUUUGCUCUUGUCUCUGGAGGAGGAAGAAAAGGAAAACACCAGGAAAGCCAUCACUGCCAGAUUCAAGUAAUCCAGAGGACAUACAAAGUAUCGAUUCGCUCAUUAUUGAUCUAUCAACUCUGCGAGCAGCAACAGAAAACUUUGAUGAAGGCAAUAAACUCGGUGAAGGAGGUUUUGGUGCAGUUUAUAAGGGAAUCCUCCCUGAUGAUCAAGAAAUAGCAGUGAAAAGGCUCUCACAGAGUUCUCGACAAGGGAUCGAGGAGUUGAAAAAUGAGCUUGUUUUGGUUGCUAAGCUUCAACACAAGAAUUUGGUGAGGCUUGUCGGUGUUUGUUUGGAAGACCAUGAGAGAUUACUUGUGUAUGAAUACAUGUGCAACAAAAGCCUCGACACGAUUCUUUUUGAUCCCGAGAAACGCAAUGAGCUAGAUUGGGGGAAGAGAUUUAAGAUAGUGAAUGGGAUUGCUCGAGGCUUGCAGUAUCUUCAUGAAGAUUCUCAAGUGAAGAUAAUCCACCGGGACCUCAAAGCGAGCAAUGUUCUGUUAGACUAUGACUUUAAUCCUAAGAUCUCAGAUUUCGGCCUAGCAAGGCUAUUCGGAAGUGACCAAUCACAAGAUGUCACAAAUCGUGUCGUGGGAACCUAUGGUUACAUGGCCCCGGAGUAUGCUAUGCGUGGGAAUUACUCUAUCAAGUCCGACGUGUUCAGCUUCGGCGUUCUAAUCCUAGAGAUCGUCACGGGAAAAAGAAACGGUGGCUCCUAUAGCUCUGAGGAAGCCUCUGAUCUCCUUAGUUUGGUGUGGGAGCACUGGACGGCCGGGACACUCAUGGAGAUCAUGGAUUCAUCCUUGAGCAGCCUCUCUCCGCGAGACCAGAUGCUGAAGUGCAUCCACAUCGGGCUCCUGUGCGUUCAGGACGACCCCGCAGACAGGCCGAUGAUGUCGACGGUGAACGUCAUGCUCAGCAGCAGCACGGUGACCCUCCAAGCUCCAUGCAGGCCGGCGUUUUGCAUCCAGAAGGAUGGCGUCCACUCGGACAUGUACUCAGAUGUGUACCGUGGAGCUUCGCUGUCCGCGAGCAGAUCGCCUAUGUCGCAGAACGACGUUUCAAUCUCUGAGCUUGAGCCGAGAUGAGUCUCCCGGCCCCAAGUAAUGGUGAACACGUUGCACUGUUGUUGCGAGAAUAAUCAAGAAUGGUGUAGGGAAGGUCCUCCGUGUACUUUUUAUCAACUAGUCAAAUAGCUCGUGCAAUUACACGGCGAGAAGACUUGAGUAUACGGCUGUUCCAGUAUACAAUUAAAAAUGUAAGUUUAAGGAUAUUUAUAGCAGACUGGCCGCACAAUUGGACGGCUCAUUUCUUAUGUUUUCUACAUCAUCUAACUUUUUAUAUGAUUUCUCUAAUUUAUUAAUAAAAAAGAUUAGUUUCCUUUA